CUUCCGUUAUGAUAAUCGUCCAUGUUCCGCCAUUGUGUGUAUUCAUAAAAAGAAGACGAUCACUGAUGGGAUAACCCCGACUCUGUAUUACGAAGUCGGCCCAUAACUUGUGGCACCACGAUGGAGAAACAGAAUUCUCUGGAUGACUUCAUUGACAUCCAUAUCUGUGGUGCCUGCAAGAGUCAGUUCAACAAUGUUGAAGUGUUUCUACUGCACAAGAGCCAAUGUCCAUCCUUGGCAGAAUUGCGGGCCAAGAUGGCUGCCAAGGUGUCGUCUGCUCCCAGUUUGGAAGCGAGCAGUAAUAGCGAAGCACCUCGGACAACGGAAGGGGAAGUGGUGUCAAUCAAACACCUUGUUCAGGCUGCAGAGAGCCAGUUGCUCACACCCCAACAGAUUCCUAGUGGCGCGUCGGAGGUGGAUGGUCAACAUUCCACCUCCAUCACUGUUCAGUCGGGUUCAGGACAGUCCAUGGUGCUAACGAAGGACGGCAUCUUACAAGCUCCAGAAGAUUCUACCUCAGGUUGGUCACAGCAAGUGGAACAAAAUACUCCAACAUCGAGUGUCAUGUUUCUGUCCAGUGAAGAGGCUGCCGUGUUUCAAAAAACAAAGGAAGCGUCUCUGGAGGAAAAGCACAAAAUACCCAGAAGUCAAGACAAUCAGCAUGACCUUAAGCAGCUUCAGCCUGCACAGACAAUUUAUGUGGAGGCGAUCCAUCAGCCGGAGCAAGACUAUGAACUGAAUCGGCUGAAGACAAAAGAGGAGCAGUUCAGUGGUGUCAGCCUCUCUCUGAGCAGUGGUGGCUCGCCUCGGCAGGGGGAGAGAACUGAUGUUAUUGUUACAGAGAACAUGCUGACUGCAUCAGGGCAACAGGGGAUGGUGAUUGAGUCGGGGGCUCUGCUGCCCAACUCCGAGUUGGUCCACCAGGGGGAGCAGUAUCUGGUGAGCGAAGAUGGAGAUGCUUCCGAAGUUCAAACUGUCAUGUAUGCAGAGGAGACACCCCUCCCUCAGCACAAACCUUUCACGGGCAUGAGAGGACAUGAACUGAUGUUGGCGAUAGAUGACCCUGUCUCACCGAGUCGCAAGAAGUACAAGUGCACAUUUGCAGCAUGUAACUUCAUCACACUGUAUGUGCGAGACCUGGAGCGCCAUGUACGCACGCACACGGGAGAGCGGCCAUUUCAGUGUAUGCACUGCAGCAAAGCCUUCAGCCGCAGCGACAAACUGAAGAUACACCUGCGUGGGCACACAGGGAGCAAACCCUUCAAGUGUCAUUACUGUGAUUACGGAGCCGCUGACAGCAGCAGCCUCAGGAAGCAUCUUCGCAUACACACAGAUGAGAGGCCAUUUAAAUGCCAGAUUUGCCCGUAUGCAAGCCGCAACUCCAGUCAGUUAAUCGUCCACCUCCGCACACACACGGGUGACACACCUUUCCAGUGCUCCCUCUGUGAUGCCAAGUUCAAGAUUAACUCCGACCUAAAGCGCCACAUGCGCACACACACAGGGGAGAAGCCCUAUGGCUGUGAAUUGUGUGACUACAGAUGCUCUAUCAGAGGCAACCUUAAAAGUCACAUCCGUAUAAACCAUUCCAAUGAGAAUGAGGUGAAGUGCAACUAUUGUGACUUCCAGACAUCGUCACGGAAACUACUUCGGGAACAUAAGAAGAUUCAUGACACAACUCAUCCGGUGAAAUGUCCGACGUGUAAUUAUUGCUGUGCUAACAACAGUGCCCUCAAGGCUCAUAUGCGCAUCCACAGCGACGAACGACCUUUUAAUUGCAGCUUUUGUUCCUAUUCAUCAAAACAGAGUGGAAACGUGAAAACCCAUGUACGUAAGAAACACCCAGAAAAGAUGCUGGGGGAUCGUAAGCCAGGCAGAACAAUUAUUAAGAAGAGUGCUCGGGCUGUGUCCACGAAUACCCCCAGUCCCACUAAAACACGAGAGGAUAGAGGAUAUGGGUUCAAUCUGAAACCAAAUUGUAAAAAAACAUUUAGUUGUAAUAUAUGCUCAGCUGCUUUUGUGAGAGAGGACUCUCUGAGAAGCCACAUGAGACAACAUUGUAAGGAGAUAGCCCAGAACCUGGAGAGCACUGCCUUGGCUGUUCUUCAGCUCCAGAAUUCCGGUCAAAGUGACAGCCAGAUGUCUGACACAGUCGUGUCAACCAUCGCCAAUAUGGUUCAUCCCGGAGACCCAAUGGAGACUGAAAUGGAGGCAGUGAUGGUGGCAUCUCCCACCAGUAUCGUUUCCAGUGUCAAUGUCAUCCAGUCGCCAGUGGUCUCCCACACAAUUCAGACGUCUGCUCAGAUGGCCCAGCAGAGGAUGCACAUCAGGAGGAAGCGAUCCAGUAGUCGGGGUGGGCUUCAGGACAUAGCUGAAGCUGCCGCCACCCUCUCCCAGAUUCCCCACGGGUGUCCCUCCCCUGUCCGACCGACGUCCCCCUACCAGCAUCAGCAGCAGUAUGUGAACACUUCCAGGGCUAAUAUGGGAUUCCAGGAUGAAUCUUUGUCACUCGGGCAGCUUCCUCCAACAUCAGAACAUCAGAAUAUGCAUCAUCAGCAGUUUAUACAAAGCUCACAGGGCAUGCAAGUCCUGCAGAACCCCUACCCAGGCCUGAAGCUUAUCAACAACAAGCCUUACCCCUCUAAUGAUGGCGUUCAACAUUCCCUGACCCCCCACCAUCAGGUGGUCCAGCACAUAAACCCCCAUCAGCUUCCUCCCCGGGGCAUCGCUCAGCAGCCCGAAGCAGCGGCCAUCAACUUACAGGUUGUCCAGCCACCUGACCCUUACCCAGUCAGCCUGGUCACUCGUGACCUUCAGCUUCAACAGCAGCAAAAUCAACACCAGCAGCAGCAGCAGCAGCAACAACAACAGCAGCAGCAGCAGCAACAACAUAUGCACCAGUCCCAGCUGGCACAACAUGCACAUCCUCAGCACCUACAACCUCAGCAACAUCCGCAGCAGCAGCAGCAGCAGCAGCAUCAGCAGCAUCAUGGAGCAGCAGCAGCAACACAGCCAGCACAAAUCCAAAUCAUCCUACCAUCAAGUGGCUUCUCAACUCCUCAUCAUGGCAACCAGCAAGUGCCUCCAGUAUCGCUACCAAGUCAGGUGUCUCAGUCUGGGCGUCCACAGAUUGUCGUACAGUUCCAGGAGCCGGCAGUGUCGACUCCUGCACCACAGCCAAAUGUCAUCACACUGUCCUCGUCCGUCUGCCAGGCUCUCAUCUCACAGAUGCGGAUGCAAGACUCCAUAGCAGGCCAGAACUCAGGCUAUCAACCAGACAGCACGUCUGUGACGUCCCAGGAAGUCGUUGUUGCUGUUGAUGCACAGGGUGCAGCGUCCUCGCAUGGAGGUCAGUACAUCCAUUUGAAUAAGGUGGUGCAAUGAGGUAUAGCGUAAGACCCUGCGCAAUACAAAGCUUGGUCGGACUUACUACCCUUGGCUGAUGUGAACUGUCAGUGUUCCUCACAGUGGGGUGUUAUAUGCUGAUUGUCUAAAUCCACCUCUGACACAUGCACAUCCUGAUGUUUAGCACUGAAGCUACUCCCGUGAUAAAUCUAUGAAUUUGCUAAGUAAUCCAAGUCGAAGCACCAUAGAGGAGAGAACAGAAAUGCCCUUUCUAAGAAGCCUGAAGAUGAAAAAGCCAUUCACCUAAGCCCUAGUCUUAGUUAUGGAUCACAUCGGAGGAUGAUAAAUUAUUGGUUAGUAGGAUUUAUUGUUUUAAUGACAGGUCGCAGAAGGUGAAAAGGGGGCCAUAAAACAUGUAUUUAUUUGAUUUAUGACGUCUGGAGUGGCACUGUUAUCCCUGUUUAUGGGCCUGAUAGAAAAGCCAUUAUUUCCAACAGAGUAAAUAAUGCAGGGGGCCAUAUUUGCUAGUCGUGGAUCAGUCUUGUUUUAAUCGAGAAUCGGACGAGUAAUCAAGUGCGAUGAAGACUAAUACUGCAUUAUGAGAAAUACUUGCACGAUUCUGUCAACCCAAGUCCAAAUAACGAUAGUCAUAGACUUCUGGUGAUUUGCCUGACGCCAUUUGCGUUCCUCCCUCCUGUAUGCCUGUGUCGAGAGCAGCCUCUUAUGACUUUGCCUAAUACAUCUCGGAAAAGCCUUCAUCCAUCUUAUCCAAGUUUAUAGUCACAGAAAGAAUUAAGAAAAAUGAGACGAAUAUGGUGGCUGGUGGAUUGGCGUAUGAGAAGUCGUUUGAUAGACAAUAAAGGAUUAAAGCUCUAGACAACACGGUUUUAUCACUGACCAUUUCCAAGUCCCCAUCAUGUGUUCAUCUGGCUAAGAUGAAGCAAGGACGGGCCCAUUCUCAUAAAGUUCAUUUCAAAUAGACUCUCGCUCGGAGAGGCUUUGGACCAAGAAUGAAUUUCUA
Molecule: messenger RNA, 4363 nt
Organism: Haliotis rufescens (red abalone)
Lineage: Eukaryota; Metazoa; Mollusca; Gastropoda; Lepetellida; Haliotidae
Product: zinc finger protein 64-like
Exons: 9
Coding region: 121-3381 (1086 amino acids)
Biological process (GO): regulation of transcription by RNA polymerase II
Molecular function (GO): DNA-binding transcription factor activity; RNA polymerase II cis-regulatory region sequence-specific DNA binding
Source: RefSeq, a predicted model, not a curated record